AUGAUGCUUCCACGCUCUGUGCAAAUGCAAGCGUUCCGUAUAGCGCGUAUGAGCCCCGCUCACCAGUCUGUGCGGUUCCUCUCACAGUCUCCUAUUGCUCGCAAGGUUGAGGAAGACAUUUCUGGCGAACGCCUUGGCGAAAUUUUACAGGAAAAGCAGCAGCAAGGUGCAGAGGGCGUGCCGCUGUUGGUCGACUUCUUUGCAGAGUGGUGUGGACCCUGUAAGCAACUGAGUCCGAUCCUUCUUCGCCUUGCUUCUUCGCCUGAGCUGGUUGGCGGCCGUAACAUCGACUUGGUCACUGUGGAUGUGGACAAAAAUAUGGAAGUGGCACAAAUGUUCCAGGUCCGUGCAAUGCCUACCGUUGUAGCCAUUAAAGAUGGGAAACAUGCCUCCACGUUUGUAGGGCUUCUUCCUGAACCGAAGCUGAAGGAGUUUAUUGAGAACCUAUAA
Molecule: messenger RNA, 450 nt
Organism: Malassezia vespertilionis
Lineage: Eukaryota; Fungi; Basidiomycota; Malasseziomycetes; Malasseziales; Malasseziaceae
Exons: 2
Coding region: 1-450 (149 amino acids)
Cellular component (GO): cytoplasm
Molecular function (GO): oxidoreductase activity, acting on a sulfur group of donors, disulfide as acceptor
Source: RefSeq, a predicted model, not a curated record